Molecule: messenger RNA, 1062 nt
Organism: Exophiala spinifera
Lineage: Eukaryota; Fungi; Ascomycota; Eurotiomycetes; Chaetothyriales; Herpotrichiellaceae
Exons: 2
Coding region: 1-1062 (353 amino acids)
Source: RefSeq, a predicted model, not a curated record
AUGGCGUCUACGGACGGAGAUAUUCUGCCUUCAUACAACACCCUCUUCCCCGAGGAUGAGCCUGCUGCUAACCAGACCAAUGGCGGGCGAAGGCGUUGCACCACCAUCACUCUUCGCGAGAUAUACUACCCCAGCGGCUGCCCGUGCCACCCCGGGGAGAAGAAGGCCGACAAAAAGGGCAAGCGAAAACAACAAGACACUGCCGCUCCGACCAACCAGUUCCGCAUUGAAGACUCCCUUGAUCUGCCACAAUGGCUCGAGCAGCGGCAGCUCGAGCUCGAACAGCAGCACAUCAGGAGAUUCGAGAUCCUCAAAAGCACGACAUUGGGACUCGUUUUUCCGCAGAACCUCCGGCUAGAAGUCGUCGAAGUCGAUCCUGACACACGUGAGCAGGAACAGGAACACGACACGGCUCGACCAUGCUUCACCACCAGCAACAUGAAAUGGUGGAAGAACAAAUUGAUGCUCCCACCUUCUUUCGACAUCUUUCCUUCACCCCAACAGGGUACAUGGCAUGAGAGUGAAUCUUCCGGCCAAGUGCAAGGCCAGGAAAGUGCCGAGAAGCCAUAUCCUCUCGCCCACAUCGAGUACCCGGGCUGGCAAGGCGUGACGCAGAUGACCAUCAACUUGACAUUGUACAACAUCACUCGAGAAAUGCACUACGAACACAAUCACGACCCCGCCGAGCCGCGCUCACUCUGGACGGUGUCUCGCUUGGGCAGCAAGCGGGAAUAUGUCAUAAAGUGCACCACUGAUCGCGAGUUGAAUGGUUACAAAUGGCACAGCAUGUCCUCGUCGGAGCUCACUUCGAUUCCAGCCCUCGAUGACGGUCAUUCCUGGGCACACGGCAACCUCGUCUUGUCCGGCCCUGACGAUCGGCUCGUCGCCGCUUACAGGCAGCGUCGGGAUUAUCGGGUUCUCGGAUCUCUUACAAUCUUCACCGACACUUUACAUCACGACAUCGGAACGAGACCCGUUCUCACGAUCGAUGCUAUCACUGCGAGCUGUCUGUCCAUCAUCCUCUACGAGAGAGUCGCGUGGCAGAAUCUGCUUGGGAACUGA